CCCGUCUUUCUUCUUCUUCUGCCAUAAACCCUAAACCGCUAGCGCCACUUUCCCCACCCAACUCGCCAUGGAAGCGGACGAGGCUCCUCACCCGCCGCCGCCGUGGAAGCAGAACAAGUCGGCCGUGGCCGUCGACGCCUCGUCGGGCCCGCUCGCCUCCGCCGCCGCGCGCCUGUCAGCCCGCUCCCGCGCGAUCCCUCCGGCCCGCGACUUCCAUUUCUACAACAACUUCCCCUCCUUCAAGUCCCCCGUCGCCGCCGCCGCCGCCAGGGCCGAGUCCUCCCUGGCCGUCCUCGGCGCCUCCAUGCUCCUCCCCAAGCAGCAGCAGCAGCCUUUCCCCACGGAGGACCUCGACGACGCCUACGACUGGCUCGUCGCCCGCAAUGACGACCUGCUCGAGAUGUUUGCCGCCUCCGCGGACGAGUUCAAGGCGCUGCGGGAGAAGGAGGAGGCCCAGGGACGGAAGGUCGCGGCAGAAGAGAUGGCGGGGGACGGGUUCCAGGUUGUCUACGGCAAGAAGAAGAAGAAGAUGGGUAUGGGAGAGGAAGGAGUUGGCAGAAGUGAGGCCUUUGGAUCUUCUGGUUCGGUGAGGAUGGCCACCAUGGAUAGGGCUGCAGCAUCAGGGCCAAAGCCGAAGGUGCCCUUCCACAUCCCCACCAUCCCACGCCCGCAGGACGUGCACCGCAUUGUGGUGGACAACACGAGCAAGCCAUUCGACCAUGCCUUCCUUGAGCGCAGCGAUGAUGGUGCCCGUGCCAUACACCCACUGGAAAAACUCCCCAUGGAGCAACUAUUUGACAGGCGUGUUCCUGAAAGUGAGCCAUUAAAGCCACCUGCUUUAGAUGACACCCCUUUUACAUUUGUUGAAGACCGGAAAACCUUGGAAGUGUUGGUGGCAAAGCUGAAGAGUGCAACUGAGUUUGCUGUUGAUUUGGAACACAACCACUAUAGGUCUUUUCAGGGUCUCACCUGCCUGAUGCAGAUUUCAACUAGAACUGAGGACUUUAUUGUAGACACUCUUAAGCUCCGCAAUUGUCUUGGUGAGAACUUGAGAGAAGUUUUUCAAGAUCCAACUAAGAAGAAGGUAAUGCAUGGGGCAGGUCGUGAUAUAAUAUGGCUUCAAAGGGACUUUGGAAUAUAUGUGUGCAACCUUUUCGACACAGGGCAGGCUUCAAGAAUCUUACAAAUGGACCGCAACAGCCUGGAGCAUCUUCUGCAAUAUUUCUGUGGAGUGACAGCAAACAAAGAAUAUCAGAGUGCAGAUUGGAGGCUGAGGCCACUUCCUGAUGAAAUGACCAAGUAUGCUAGAGAAGAUACACACUAUCUUCUCUACAUAUAUGACUUGAUGCGAUUGCGAUUGGUGAAUGAGUCUUCAGGCGAUGAUCUUCUUUUGGAGGUUUGCAAGCGCAGCAAUGAAAUUUGCUUGCAACUAUAUGAGAAGGAGCUGCUGACUGAUUCAUCAUACCUUUACAUACAUGGGUUGAAAGAAAAUGACUUGAGUGCAAGGCAGCUGGCAGUUCUUGCUGGUCUAUAUCAAUGGAGAGAUGGCGUCGCUCGUGCUGAGGAUGAGAGCACUGGUUAUAUAUUACCCAAUAAGACUCUACUUGAAAUAGCCAAACAGAUGCCUGUGACCACUGGGAGGUUAAAAAGAACAGUGAAGUCAAAAAAUAAAUUUCUUGAGCACUAUCUCGGACAUGUCAUUACUAUCAUAAGGAAUGCCGUCGCAAAUGCCGAUGCUUUUGAAAGUAUAGCUGAGCAACUGAAGAAAGGAAGGCUGGAAGAGUUAAUGGCGGCAGAAGCGAAGGACGGCAGUGAAGACACUGAAAUGAUUCCUGCCGUCGAUGCUGAUAGUAAUGAAAAUAAUCUUCAGCUGAUUGCUGCACCUGAUGUAGCUCCCACAGUGAUUACAAAUGUCCAUACUGCUUCUUUCUGUAUGGGGAAUGUUACGAGCGGAGCUUCUUUAGGUAAUUUGCAACUAGAUAACAUCACACCUGAAACCAAGAGCUUUGGGGCGUUGCCAGGCGCUACUGAGCAAGCAGAUACAGUGAUACCGGGCAAUGGUGGUGGUCAGCAGCAAGUAAUAAAGGCAACAGUUCAAGUAUCGAAGAGACCUACGGCUUUUGGUGCUCUGUUAGGAAAACCCUCUACCGCAAGAAGGCCAAAUCUAUUUCCAGGAUUUUCAAGUGACCAGAGUAAAAGCAAGGUGGAGAAGAUCAAGUCUUCCGUGGUACUGCCUUUCCAUCAUUUCUCAGGUGGUGCAAAUCCUCCAGCAAGUAGCCUUCCAGUAGCAAAAUCGGUGGAACCUGAAGCGGAAAUCAUGUGCGAGGAUCCUGCGUCUCGGAUGGAGGAAGUGAUUCAGCUGGACACUGGAACAGAUGACCCAGAAAACGGCAACGCAGAUGGACAGAGUGAGUGCAAACCUGGAGAUACCGAUGUGUGUAGCUCCCCUCCUGAGCUUUCCUCUGGCAUCGAGCAGCGCUUCAGAUCCCUCAACGAGAGCAGAGACCUUCAACAGAAGCACCAAGCACUGGAAGAACCAGAAUUUAAUGAUCAGCUGAAGGCCUUCGAUUACGCUGAAGCUAGAAAGAAUACUUCAUUUGGAGAGGUUAGAUCUGAGAGAAGAAAGGACAAUGCAGUUGCCAGGGCCAUCAAUGCGGAUUCUGGAGAUAAACGGAAAAGUUCGAAACAAACCCCCGAUGCUGGUGGCGGCGAAGAGGAUGAGGGGAAUUUCCAGAAUCCACGAAGGCGACAGGCUUUCCCACCUUCUGGCAACAGGAGUGAUACGUACCAUUAGUUAGUUGAGAGAUGUACUACCCGACCGAGGCAUUGUAUGUAACCUAAAGAGUACAGGGGGAAGUGGAACAACGCGCAUGAUUUGGCAUUCGUCGGUAAGUCAUUGGAAAUGCUUUCUGUGAGAUACUAUGGAGGCCUGUUUGAUGACUAACACAAUUGAUCGCUUCCAACCUUCUUCUGGUUGUUUGACUAACACAAAAAAAAUCUCAUUGAAAAGGAAACUACUAUGACAUCAGUUCUCAUGGAAA
This is a messenger RNA of Triticum aestivum (bread wheat), 3041 nucleotides long. Its product is annotated as protein RRP6-like 2. Lineage: Eukaryota; Viridiplantae; Streptophyta; Magnoliopsida; Poales; Poaceae. Gene Ontology annotation, biological process: nuclear polyadenylation-dependent CUT catabolic process; poly(A)-dependent snoRNA 3'-end processing; exonucleolytic trimming to generate mature 3'-end of 5.8S rRNA from tricistronic rRNA transcript (SSU-rRNA, 5.8S rRNA, LSU-rRNA). Gene Ontology annotation, molecular function: nucleotide binding; single-stranded RNA binding; 3'-5'-RNA exonuclease activity. The coding region runs from base 68 to 2794 and encodes 908 amino acids. The transcript has 14 exons. Gene Ontology annotation, cellular component: nuclear exosome (RNase complex); nucleolus. The record is from RefSeq and is a predicted model, not a curated record.